Caretta caretta (loggerhead turtle) is the source of this 651-nucleotide messenger RNA. RefSeq names its product natural cytotoxicity triggering receptor 3-like. NCBI's taxonomy places the organism in Eukaryota, Metazoa, Chordata, Testudines, Cheloniidae. Gene Ontology annotation, biological process: positive regulation of natural killer cell mediated cytotoxicity; natural killer cell activation; immune response-activating cell surface receptor signaling pathway. The record is from RefSeq and is a predicted model, not a curated record.
AUGGCUGAGUGUUGUCCACUGGCCGUGGGUUCCUGGGCACAGGGCCUGUGGGUCUCCCAGCCCAGCUCCGUGCAGGGCACCGAGGGUGGCUCCAUCAUCCUGCCCUGCGCCUACAACAGCACUCGGGAGCCCAGGCUGGGCAGCUACACCUGGGUGAAGGAGGUGGCGGGCGCCCGGCUGGAGCUGAGCAACGAGACCCAGGAGUUCAGGGGCCGGGUGAGCCGGGCCCAGGACCGGAGCUUCCUGCGGGAGAGGAGAGCCGACGUGGAGCUGCGGGACCUGAGACCCUAUGACACCGGGACCUACCGCUGCCUGGUGAAGAUCCCCACCGUGGGAGCGGGGGCAGGGAAUGGGACAUGGCUCCAGGUGCUGAAACUGGGCCCCCCCCCACCGGCCCCCCUAACGCUGAGCAUGCUCAGCUUGGGCUUCAGCGCGGCGGUGGGGGUUGCUGGCGGAGUCGCUGCCCUGAUUUUGAUCUGCCACAAGAGGAGACGAGACCGGAGAGAAGUAGGACCCCAGACGGAAGCCCCAGUGCAGACCCCGGCCCCGGAGCUGAGCUACGCCGAGCUGAGGGUGAAGCUGGGUCGGCGCCCGGCGCCCACGGGCGAAAUCGUCACAUACGCCGCCAUCGGGGGCAGCCUCCGGGGCUAG